Messenger RNA from Verticillium nonalfalfae, 1623 nucleotides. RefSeq lists its product as uncharacterized. Gene Ontology annotation, molecular function: ATP binding; ATP hydrolysis activity; ABC-type transporter activity. NCBI's taxonomy places the organism in Eukaryota, Fungi, Ascomycota, Sordariomycetes, Glomerellales, Plectosphaerellaceae. Gene Ontology annotation, cellular component: membrane. Gene Ontology annotation, biological process: transmembrane transport. Bases 1 to 1623 code for a protein of 540 amino acids. The record is from RefSeq and is a predicted model, not a curated record. The transcript is spliced from 5 exons.
AUGGAGACUGUCCUUCAAUACCUUCAAUCUCCGGGCGACGCCAACCAUGGAUAUGGCCUCAUCGCUGCCACUGUCAUUAUUUAUGGUGGCAUCGCGAUCUCAAACGCUUUGUACUUCUACUGGCAAGAAAGAUUUGCCUGCAUGGUACGCGGCAUUCUUUUCACCGCCAUUUAUGACAAGACAGUUUCACUGCCCGCCGACGUUGCCGCCAAUUCCACGGCACUCACGCUGAUGAAUAGCGAUGUCGAACGUGUCAAGAUGGGGCUCCUGCCAAUUCAUGAGUACUGGGCCAACGCCGUUGAGCUGGCCUUGGCCUGCUGGCUGUUGGAGCAAAGAAUUGGUGUUGCCUUUUUGGCACCCAUCGCGGUUGUUAUUGUCUGUAUACUCGCUUCGUCAGGGGUAGCCUCAGCCACCGGCCGCCGUCAGGUUGCUUGGAUGCAGGCUAUCGAAGAGCGUGUCACCGCCACAGCCGUCACGAUAUCAAGCAUGAAGCCGCUACGGAUCUCGGGUAUGACAGUUGCCGUGGAGAAUUUGAUUCAAGCGCUCCGCCACCGCGAGCUGAAAAUCGGAGGAAAGUGGCGCCUCAUGCUCGUCAUUGCAGUCACCCUCUCAUUCACGCCCAUGACGAUUGGCCCGCUCAUGGCUUUUGCAGUCACAUCUCGCACACUAGAGGUCACACGCAUCUUCCCAGCUAUGGCUUUCAUAACGCUUUUGGCUGCCCCUCUGGUCAGUUUGUUCCAGAACAUUCCGGCAUUGAUGUCGGCCAUUGCUUGCAUGGGCCGCAUCAAUGCUUAUGUGAAGCUAGAUAGCCGUAUGGACAGCCGCACGACCCUACAACCCAUCCCGCCAGCUGCUGAGAAGACAGGCGCGGCUCAAACGACUCUAGCGCUUGAGGUGAAGGAAGGACAAUUCGGAUGGAGUCAACGAGAGAAUAUUUUAAGACAUGUCAACUUUGCUGUACCGGCGUCGUCACUCAUCGUCAUUGUUGGUCCUGUUGCAUCAGGAAAAUCAACUCUGCUCAAAGCUCUGCUCAGCGAGACAACUUUCUCCAACAUUAUCGGCAACUCUCAGCCCGAUGAAAUACGAUACCAACAGGCCUUACAUGCCACCGCUCUCGUGCCUGACUUGAGCAAGUUCUCACAAGGCGACCACACCAAGGUCGGCGAUGGCGCCAUUUCUCUGAGUGGCGGCCAAAAGCAACGCCUAGCUCUGGCUCGAGCUCUCUAUUCAAAGGCAGAAUUAUAUUUACUAGAUGAUGUUUUGAGCGGCCUAGAUGUGUCCACCUCAGCUCUGGUUUUCCAAAGGACCCUCGGGCCAGGAGGCCUCCUUCGCCAACGGAAGGCUACUGUAAUCUUCUGCACCCACGAUGAGCGAUACCUGCCCUUUGCCGACAAGGUGGUUACCAUCAAUGCGAGCGGCCUGAUUUCAGAGCGCUCGGUGCUGCACAGGAGGGCACUGCGCACUGUCAUCUGCGCCCCUUUGAGAUUCUUCAGUGUCGUUGACACCGGGACUAUUACCAACCUGUUCGCUCAGGAUUUGACUCUCAUCGAUACAAAGCUCCGCUGUACGCACAUUUCAUCGAGACACUCUCAGGGCUCAUCACCCUUCGGGCUCUUGGUUUGA